Messenger RNA from Sardina pilchardus (European sardine), 852 nucleotides. RefSeq names its product mitochondrial ribosomal protein L48 (gene mrpl48). The record is from RefSeq and is a predicted model, not a curated record. NCBI's taxonomy places the organism in Eukaryota, Metazoa, Chordata, Actinopteri, Clupeiformes, Clupeidae. The coding region runs from base 116 to 748 and encodes 210 amino acids. Gene Ontology annotation, cellular component: mitochondrial ribosome. The transcript is spliced from 9 exons.
AGCCACUAAAAUAGACGAACGAAGUUACACUGGCAGUGGCAAAGGGCAAUCGAUGGAGCAAACCUGUGUAUAAACAUAUGCACUGUUGAAUGAAUUUGGCGUUUUACUCGUGAGAAUGAACCCAAUUUUAAGAAAGGUUUCACGAAUACGACACACUGGGAGUCUGGACCAUGCAUUGUCAUUAUUCAGGUCCUCGGAUUUCAUGUUAAAGACGCUCUUUGGGGGCUGUUCUGUGACCAGUGAGAGAAAUUAUAGAUCCAUGCCAACUCAUGGUAUAGGGAGAUACAAGUACCUCCUCCCUAAAGAAGCGCCUAAGAAGAAAAAGGAGAAACUUCAAUUGAAACAGAUUAAAGCAGCAACCAGCACAGCCUACGGUGUGCUUAAUGUGUCAGUGUCCGGAUAUGACAUGACUCUGGUGGAACACUAUUCCCAAUACAUCCAUAAUCUAUGCAACCGGUUCAAUGUCAAAGUAGAUGAAAGCUUUGCUUUACCAACUAAGUCUACAGAGAUGAUGGUCAUGCCAGAGCAAGGCACCAAGAUGUAUGUGGAUGCCAUCCUGAAGACACACGAAAGAGUUGUCCAGAUAAGUGAGUUGAAUGCAACGUUUUGUCCCAUUUUCCUGGAAGUGCUCUUGAGAAACCAACCCGAGGGAGUCCAGCUUUCUGUGAAGGAGCACACUGACGCAGACUUCCUUGCACGCUUCAAAGCUCGACCAGCACUUGAGGGACUGAUUGCACAAAUUAAUUAGACAACUGCUUGUAUCUUACCUUUUUUUGUCAAACUUACAUACAAAAUGUUUAUAUGUUGGUGUGUUCCAGCUGACAAUUAAAUACAUUUUUAUUUAAAACCAAA